UGGAAGAGGAGUGGGGAUCGAUUGUUUAAAAUUUAAUUUCAUUCAUUCGAAUCUAUAACCAAUAUCGAGCUUUUGUCGGUGUGGACGUGGGUUCAAUGUCAGUGAUAUUUUCCAAGGUUCGGGACGACGAAUGCCGGUGAAUUCGGAUACGCGACCGAUUCGUACCUCCGGGGACCGACAAGUAACGAGCGAACGACCUAGGUUAGUUCAAGGCCAUCGCGUAUUAUAAUUAUCGUUUUUUCAAAUCGUUCGAGGCUCGUAUAUUUUUCUAACCUGACCACGUAUGUUGGGGAGCAUGUAUAUUGACGUAUUUUCAAUGGAAACGGGCAAUAUCGUGGAAAAAAAGAAGAUCGGCGGUCGAACGGUCACGAUCGAGCGGUCACGAUGUAAUGAGGAAAGAGAGAGAGAGAGAGACGGAAUGGCGAGUAGAAUGCGCAUUGAAAGUGUCAAAUAUCGAUAUCCGUGCGAAUGCGCACUGACCGAGUAUCUCUCUCGUUGCAAUGUGCGCGCGCACAAAAUACCCCCUCGUCGUACCUUAGUACCAGUCCACACCCCCGACGAAAACGAUGGAAUUAUCGAUCGCGUUGCUAUUCGAGCCAACAACUUUUCGCUAGGCUGACGGCUGGCCGUGGGGGACGCACGGUCUCUUUUCUUUUGCCGAGGAAAGGAAAACACCGCGUUCGUCGCAAAAUGAGUCUGGGACCGUCGAAACGUUGUGCUCUGCUACGUUGUGUCGCUGAACUGUGCCUGUGAUCUCUCUCUGCGGUACGACAAAUUUCGCGAAUUAACCUCCGCCGAUUCUCUGCCACACGACAGGCUCGACUCAUGAUGCAAUAUCCAAACAUCGAUAUACAAGAGGGGAGAAGGAUUCGUAGCGUGCGAAGAAGACUUUUUCAAGACGACGAUGACGAUAAUGAAACGGAAUCGGGGCGAAAUUCCCGUAUCGAGGACAAUGUUGCCAAUUGUUUUUUCGAAGAGGCUCGAAAAUACCGAGAGAACGCUAAGGAGAGGUGGAACUUCGACUUCGAGAAGGAGGAACCUUUACCCGGUCGUUACGUAUGGGUGAAGCUUGAUCAACACGGAAAUGAAAUUCGUAAUCCGUUGGAGGCGAACAGCCGAGUAGAAAAUAUACAAACGAUGCAGGAAGAAGACACGCAAGAUGAUGACGUUACGAUGCAAGAUCAUGCAGAGGAUAAGGAUGACGAUAAAAUGACUGAUAGUACGUGAGCGGAGAAAGAGGGAAAGAGAAAGAGAGAGAAAACAAUAACAAAAUAAAACGUAGUAACAAAAUAAAAUUUGCUCAUCAUAAAUUUUGGUGAAAAGGAAAGUAGUUCCUUUUUUCAAACUUCAACAAUUUAUAAGUAAAAGUUGAAAAAUCGAUUGAAAUUGAAGUCAGAAGAAGAUCAAAUUGAAAAUUGUGAAGAUGUUGAUUACAGAAAAAGGUAUUAAUUUGACUUCUAGUCAGAAUAGACGCUCUUUGGCCUAAAGAGUAUCUAGAGUAAACCAAAGUUUUUUUUUUUUUUUAUUUAAAUUACAAAAAAUUUUGACUCGUAAUGACAACUCGAAAAUCGGAUGUCGAUUGUCGUGAUAUUUGUUAUUGUAUUAUUUAUCUUAAUUUUAUAACAUUUUACAUAAUUAUUUAAUAUUUAUUAUUAUACCUGCGUGCAAUACACGUGAUUAGUGAACGAAUGAUAUUAUAAUGUGAAUAUAAAUUAUACGUAUAUUAAAGUGACUUUAUACUUUUUAUAGAUAGACAAAAUAAUAUAUUUCUUUACCUUAUAA
This is a messenger RNA of Apis cerana (Asiatic honeybee), 1782 nucleotides long. RefSeq lists its product as uncharacterized. Lineage: Eukaryota; Metazoa; Arthropoda; Insecta; Hymenoptera; Apidae. Gene Ontology annotation, molecular function: cyclin-dependent protein serine/threonine kinase inhibitor activity. The record is from RefSeq and is a predicted model, not a curated record. Gene Ontology annotation, cellular component: nucleus. Gene Ontology annotation, biological process: regulation of cell cycle.